Messenger RNA from Cydia amplana, 1531 nucleotides. RefSeq lists its product as uncharacterized. NCBI's taxonomy places the organism in Eukaryota, Metazoa, Arthropoda, Insecta, Lepidoptera, Tortricidae. The transcript is spliced from 4 exons. The record is from RefSeq and is a predicted model, not a curated record. Bases 1 to 1482 code for a protein of 493 amino acids.
AUGGCAGACACUCUCGAGUCUGGGGGCGAGGGCGCCGGAGAGGCUGGCGAGGCAGCGACACCUCAUGGGAUUGUGAAAUGUCUGAAACUACCACUGCCUGAAAACAUUUUAGCUUAUCUAGAAAAAAGGGAAUUAGUCCGGGAUGAUCAGAUUAAGCCUUGUCAUAGUCUGGCAGAAAAAGUUACUUCUAAUUAUAUUAUAGCCAAAGAAAUUAUUAGCAACUUGUGCUGGCAGGAAAAGAUGCUAGCUAAGCUGGUGUGCAGCACAUGGCUUUCUGCUGUACACACCUUGGAGCGGGAGCAACUCAGUCCUGCAGACUUUGUAAUGGACUUGCAUUCUUGCUGCUCCUCUAGAGUGGGGAUAGAGUACAAGAAGUCUGCCAACUUUGCUACGGAGCCCUUGGCUGUAUUAACCUUUGCAAACACAGCCGGUUUCAAUAUAACAUGCAAAUGUAAAGUCAUUUGCCCCAUUCCUUGUAUGCCGCCCUGUGAAAAGGAACAUUGCUUGUUGGACCUGGUGCAUAGAUAUGUCAGUGCUCCCAAAGAUUGUAUGCUGACAGUACGAGCUCAGUACCUCUCAUACAUGCCACUUCCACAGUCUAUAACUUAUGAACAUGCAAUCACUCGCCACAUGUUUGUCCGCUCAAACCCAUUCAUCGGAGGAGUUUACAUCCCAAAGCUACCUGAUGUUGAAUUCCAUGUAAUAAACAUAAAGUCUAAAGGAGAUAUAAAAUCUGAUUUCUAUAGAGAAAUAGACAGGAUCUCAGAAACCAGAAUCUUCAAGGGAGUCAUUGUUUAUGUAACAGAGAAAUAUCUUUUGCACUCGGUGCAGGAUAUUGUUUUCUUAAAUUACAUAAAGGAAGUGCAACCUGAUGUACCAUAUGCUUUGGGAGGAUGCAUAGUGGAGGAUACAAUGUUUGAACAGAGUGAUCUAAACCACAUUGUAGACCAAGUGAAUGAGGGCAAAGACUUCAUCACAGAAAAUCUUAUCUCAAUCGGGCUGUUUUCAGUACCUAAGGGUGAUGAUAAUAAGGAGAAGGCUGAUAGGUACAGCUUUGAAGUGUACUCACUUAUCAUUGAUACUUCGGACUGGGCUAAGUCAAGAAUAAGCAGUGCAAUCACUGAGUUUGCAGGACAAGUGCCAAGGUUCGAACACAGCGUGGCAAUCAAACUCUCCUGCCUCGGACGCGACCAAAAACACGAAGUUGAGCAGGACUACUUCCGAGUGUCGUUCCCACAAACUCGCAUCGCUGGCUGCUACGGGAACGGUGAGCUUGGCAUCAACCACCCGCCCCGGCAGCCACAACAACCGAAUCCUGCCAAACGUGUCCGCCAAGACACGGGCCCACACUUUGGAAUUAUGUACUCAUAUUCCACGGUUUUCAUGUACAUUGGAUGGGGAAAGAGCUCAGCUCCUGUGGAACCGACGGCAAGCCUUCAGAAGACACGCAGCAAGACCCAAGCACGAUUUCGAACGAAUUAGCACGGUUUUGAUCCACUUAGAAGUUUUCUCAAAAGCUUUCAAUGUGAUU